Messenger RNA from Miscanthus lutarioriparius, 1800 nucleotides. The record is from the annotation of a GenBank genome assembly. Lineage: Eukaryota; Viridiplantae; Streptophyta; Magnoliopsida; Poales; Poaceae.
AUGGCUUGCCAAAAUCACAUAUUUCAUAUAUACGAAACAUUAAGGAAGGACUACCUCUCUCCCUCUUCAAUUAUGAUGAUCAUGAGAUUGUAUGGUAUUUAUGAAGCUGCAGGGAAUGGCAAGUUCUGUCCUGAAUCAAAUGCAUGGUCACAUGAUAGCAAGGGCAAAACAAGCUAUCCUGCCCAGGUUGCAAUGCGGGUAAGGGUGUGGUGUUUCCCGCUAGCAGAGAAUCAGUUCAGAAAUGCUAUUAUAGCCAAUUACUAUCAGAACACACCUGGUGUCCCUGGCCAGAAGCUCCAUUUUUUCAAGUUUGAAUUGGAUCAUGCUCAAACAUGUGUUUUGAUGGAUUUGUUUACUCCUCCUCCUUCUCCCCCCAACAAUUUCUGGAUGCCCCCUGCCGCAGUACCAGCUGAUGAUCAUGGGAGAGAAUUAGUGCUGUCACCUGGAUGGGCAACAGAGUGUGAGGGGAACAAUAAUCUCAAAUCAGAAAAGGUUGUAAAGUCAUAUGCUGACAUAGUGAAGAAGAAUAAAUUUGAGGAAGUUGGGACAAGAGAUGUGGAUGUGGAACAUGCAAGCUCAGGUGUUACAAGGCGCAUGACUUUUCCUGGUCAGCAGUGGCGUUCUGAUUUUUAUGCCAAUACUACUGAAACUGAAGAUAAUGAUGCAUAUAGCUGCAAGUAUGCCCAAGAGGUCAAAUGUGCAAUUCUGGAUGGGAACUCUAAUUUGCCAGAAACCUUAGAUUCUGAAGUUGAUAAGCUGUCCUUGGGGCAUUCUAAUUUGCUGGUGCAGUUAUUGGACUCUCAAUCAUGCACAGAAGCCAAGCUGAUUGAUGUAGUUAGAGAGUUAUCUGGACGAAUAGAGGUGAUGGAGAAGAAGCAGGCUUGGUCCAACAAAGAAGUCAAACAUUUACAAGGGGUGAAUGAGAGGUUACUGAAAAGAAUUGUUGAACUAAAGGGAACAGUUAAGACAUUGAAUUCUAAAAUAGAUCCUUUGACCCUAGACGAUUCACUUAACCAGUUUGUAGAACAAUGUUUGGGUUCAGAAGAUGUCAUUUAUCUAGUUGGUGGUUUUGAUGGCUUCUCAUUUGUGCCAUCGCUAGACUCUUUUUCCCCUUCAUUGGACGUACUAACACCCCUCAAACCAAUGGCUGUUGGCAAGUCAUAUACAUCAACUGUUGCACUAGAGGGCAAGAUAUUUGUUCUUGGUGGUGGUGAUGGUGCUUGCUGGUUUGAUACAGUUGACUGUUAUGACCGAAGCCGUGAUGAUUGGUCCACAUGCCCAUCGUUGAAUCGUGACAAGGGGAGCCUUGCUGGGGUUAGUGUCAAUGGGAGAAUAUAUGUAUUUGGUGGUGGAGAUGGAACUGAGUGUUUCUCUGAUGUUGAGAUGUUUGAUCCUACUCAUGGAAAGUGGAUAAAGAAUCAACCUAUGCUGGAAAAGCGCUUUGCUCUAGCUGGUGUAGCACUAAAUGGUGUGAUUUAUGCUGUUGGUGGCUUCAAUGGUGUCGAAUAUCUGAGAUUCUCGAUUGGUGGAUACGACACUGGGGCUAAAGCAAUGGUGGCUACUGUUGAGGUGUAUGAGCCAAGGAUGCCGUCAUGGAUGAUGGUUGAACCCAUGAACUACACCAGAGGAUACCAUUCUUCAGCUGUGCUCGGUGGCUCAAUAUUCACCUUUGGUGGGGUGAAAGGUGAAGCAGAUACAAUCUUGGAUGUGGUGGAACGCUACAAGGAAGGGUGUGGUUGGGUGACUACAGGGUUGAAGUCGAUUGGCAAGAGAUGCUACUGCUCAGCAAUUGUUCUCUGA